AUGAGCAAGAAAGGGGAUUUUGCCGCCGUCCGAAAGGAUAUUAUUGGCCUUUUACACCAACCAGAAUAUGACGAUGGCAGUGCUGGACCAGUUCUUGUGCGCUUAGCAUGGCAUUCGGCUGGAACAUACGAUUCUGAAACAGAUACAGGUGGAUCCAAUGGAGCCGGUAUGCGAUACGAGAGUGAAGGAGGAGAUCCAGCAAACGCUGGUCUUCAACACGCGAGAGUCUUCCUCGAACCAGUCAAGGCCAAGCAUCCCUGGAUAACAUAUGCGGAUCUCUGGACAUUAGCAGGAGUUGUGGCGAUCAAAGAAAUGGGUGGACCAGAUAUCCCAUGGCAAGGUGGACGAACAGAUUAUGUCGAUGAUUCAAAAUUGCCCCCGCGAGGACGUCUACCCGAUGCAGCACAAGGAUCCGAUCAUCUUCGAUGGAUUUUCUACCGCAUGGGAUUUAAUGAUCAGGAAAUCGUGGCGCUGAGUGGAGCUCAUAAUCUGGGACGAUGCCAUAGCGACCGAUCUGGGUUCGAGGGAGCUUGGGUUAAUAAUCCUACGAGAUUUUCGAAUCAAUACUACAGACUUUUGCUUUCUCUUCAAUGGCGCAAGAAGAAGUUGGCGAAUGGAAUCGAACAAUUCGUCAACUAUGAUGAGGAUACCGAGACGGAAUUGAUGAUGCUUCCAACAGAUUUGGCUCUGACGCAAGAUAAGGAGUUCAAGAAAUGGGUCGGAAAAUACGCAGAUGAUAAGGAAAAGUUCUUUGAAGAUUUCAGUAAAGUCUUUGCAAAGUUGAUUGAGUUGGGUAUUCAAAGAGAUAGCGAGGGUAAUAUUACAAACUUGGAUAAUGAAAAGGGUGGGUAUCAUUCAGCACCCAAGAAGAAGGAUACUCCUGGUAGUCCAGCGAAGAACACAGAUGAUAAGAAAGUGGAUGUUAGCGAGGCUGCACCAUUGCAAGAGGAGAAUAAGAAAUUCAAGUCGAAGUUGUAG
This is a messenger RNA of Botrytis byssoidea, 978 nucleotides long. RefSeq lists its product as uncharacterized. Gene Ontology annotation, molecular function: heme binding; peroxidase activity. The record is from RefSeq and is a predicted model, not a curated record. The transcript is spliced from 2 exons. Gene Ontology annotation, biological process: cellular response to oxidative stress; hydrogen peroxide catabolic process; response to reactive oxygen species. The coding region runs from base 1 to 978 and encodes 325 amino acids. Lineage: Eukaryota; Fungi; Ascomycota; Leotiomycetes; Helotiales; Sclerotiniaceae.